CCCCUUCGGAUCCGCCCUCCGCGAGCGAGGCCGCCGCCGGUGUCCCGGCCCCUCCGAGGCGGCGGUCAUGUAGAGCCUGUCCCCGGUCACUGCUACUCCCCGAGCCGGCCGUGCGGGAGGGGCUGCUCGGUCCGUAACUAACGAGCGGGGCUGCGGUAGCCGGCGGGAGGGAGCGCGGUGGAGAGGCCAGCACCAGGGGCGGGGCUGGUCGCCGCUAUGCAGAUAUUGCCUCAUCUUAAAUGCUACAGGAGCUAGAAAACUACUGAUAUUAAAAUGUCAGCUCUCAGCAGUGAUUGCCCACACUUGGAAUCGGUUGGCGAAAUAACAAAGGAAGAAUUGAUACAGAAAUCUCAUGGCACUUGUCAGGAUUGCAAAGUUAGAGGACCAAACCUUUGGGCAUGCUUAGAGAAUAGAUGUUCGUAUGUUGGCUGCGGUGAAUCCCAUGUAGAUCACAGUACCAUACAUUCUCAGGAUACAAAGCAUUGUCUAACUGUCAACCUUACCACCCUGCGUGUCUGGUGUUAUACAUGUAGCAAAGAGGUGUUUUUGGAUAGAAAAUUGGGAUCUCAUUCUCCAUUACCAAAUGCCAGACUGUCUCACCAAACACAAGGAAAUAGUGUACAGGAUUUUAAAAUACCUGGUAAUCCAACACUGAAGAUUCCUCUAGUUACUGUAUUUGAUAUAGAGGUGAAAGAAGAUGAACUGAAGACAAGAGGUCUUACAGGAUUGAAAAAUAUUGGAAACACUUGUUACAUGAAUGCAGCUUUACAAGCUCUUUCCAACUGCCCACCCUUGACGCAAUUUUUUCUUGACUGCGGGGGCUUAGCACGAACAGAUAAGAAACCAGCAAUAUGUAAAAGUUAUCUCAAGCUGAUGACAGACCUUUGGCACAAAAGCAGACCUGGUUCUGUUGUUCCUACAAAUCUGUUUCAAGGAAUUAAAACACUUAAUCCAACGUUUCGAGGCUACUCCCAACAGGAUGCACAAGAAUUCCUGCGUUGUUUAAUGGAUCUGCUUCAUGAAGAGCUAAAGGAACCUGUCAUGGAAAUAGAAGAUACUCAUUCUACAAGUAUAGAAGAGAGUAUGGAAGAAGACAAGAGCCAGUCAGAUAUAGAUUUCCAGUCCUGUGAAUCUUGUGACAGCAGUGAUAAGGCAGAAAAUGAGUCUGGUUCCAGACCAUUCUCAGAGGACCAUGCAGAGGCUACUAUGUUAAUUCAAGAUGUUGAAAACCGCUUCCUCACAACUAAAGAUUGGCAGAAAGAAAAAACACCGUGUAAGAAGCUUAACCGGGCAAGUUCUAUGGAGGACUUAAAAAAAGACAAAAACAUUGCUUCAGAAACUGCUGAAUUUUUACAUAAUCCAGGAACAGUCAAAGUGCAAAUACACAGCAGAAUUUCAGACUACAUCAGUGAUGUCCACAUGACUGAUCUGUCAGGACUGCAAAGCCCUCCCUCAAACGAAGGAGUGAAUACACAUUUAUCAACCUCUCCUCCAAAAUCAGGCUCAUUAUGGUCUGGAUUGGCACCUGCACACAAAAAAGUUCCAACUGUAUCUUCUCCAAAAAAGAAGAAACACAAGAAAUACAAGAGUGUCAUAUCUGACAUAUUUGAUGGGACCAUCAUAAGCUCAGUGCAGUGCCUGACUUGUGAUAGGGUAUCUGUUACCCUGGAGACUUUUCAGGAUCUGUCAUUGCCUAUUCCAGGUAAGGAAGACCUUGCCAAACUGCAUUCUGCAAGUCAUCAGACUUCUCUAGUCAAGGCAGGGUCGUGUGGUGAAGCAUAUGCUCCCCAGGGGUGGAUAGCAUUUUUUGUGGAGUACUUUAAAAGGUUUGUUGUCUCAUGUGUUCCUAGCUGGUUUUGGGGUCCAAUAGUAACCUUACAAGAUUGUCUUGCUGCCUUUUUCGCCAGAGAUGAGCUCAAAGGUGAUAACAUGUACAGUUGUGAAAAGUGUAAAAAGUUAAGAAAUGGAGUGAAAUUCUGCAAAGUGCAAAACUUUCCUGAGAUAUUGUGCAUUCAUCUCAAAAGAUUCAGACAUGAGCUCAUGUUUUCCACAAAAAUUGGUACCCAUGUAUCCUUUCCCCUGGAAGGACUUGAUCUUCAGCCUUUCGUUGCUAAGGACAGUCCAGCUCAGAUUGUGACAUAUGAUCUCUUGUCUGUCAUCUGCCACCAUGGAACUGCCAGCAGUGGACAUUAUAUAGCUUAUUGCCGAAACAAUUUAAAUAAUCUGUGGUAUGAAUUUGAUGAUCAGAGUGUCACAGAAGUACCAGAAUCCACUGUACAGAAUGCAGAAGCUUAUGUUCUCUUUUACAGAAAGAGCAACGAAGAAGCACGAAGAGAGAGACAGAGGGUGUCAAGUCUGUUGACUGUGAUGGAAGCAAGUCUCCUGCAGUUCUAUAUUUCUCGACAGUGGCUGAAUAAAUUCAAGACUUUUGCUGAGCCAGGACCUAUUUCAAAUAAUGAUUUCCUCUGUAUACAUGGAGGUGUUCUUCCACAUAAAGCUGGUUUUAUAGAGGACUUGGUUGUAAUGCUACCUCAGAACAUAUGGGAUACCCUAUAUAGCAGGUAUGGGGGAGGACCGGCUGUUAACCACCUGUAUGUUUGUCAUACCUGCCAAAUAGAGGCUGAGAAAACUGAAAAAAGAAGGAAGACUGAAUUGGAAAUGUUUAUUCGGCUCAACAGAGCAUUCCAAGAAGAAGAAUCUCUAUCCAUUUUUUACUGCAUCAGUAUGCAGUGGUUCAGAGAAUGGGAAGGAUUUGUGAAGGGUAAAGACAAUGAUCCUCCAGGUCCUAUUGAUAAUACGAAGAUUGCAGUCACUAAAUGUAGUAAUGUUAUAUUAAAACAAGGAGCAGAUUCUGGACAGAUUUCCGAAGAAACUUGGAAUUUUCUCCAUUCAAUCUAUGGGGGUGGACCAGAGAUCAUGCUCCGACCACCUGUUGCUCCAGUAGACCUUGAUGUGCUUCAAACAGAGGACAAGAUUGAAUUAGAAACUCGUAGUCUGUAGCCAUCAGCACAAACAUGAAUUUGUAAGAAAUCCUUUCCACUUGCCUAAAACACAUUCCUGAAAGGUGUUUAGUUUUUAUUUUAUUUUAUUUUUGCCUAGAAAGGGGCAGUUCCUUGGGCAUUAUGUUAGUAACGGAAGAAUUAGUUUAAACUUAUAAUAUAGAUUGUUUAAAAAAUUUACUUUGAAACCUUUCAGACAGACUAUUCCCUUCAUGUUUUGGAAAGUGUGUGACUUAUAUAUUUUGGAACAUUUGGUUAAUUGAAAAAAAGUCAGCACAACUUUUGCUACAUGUUAAACCUAUGCUAUCCUUUGUAGAAUUAUAAAAUUGAGAUGAAGGAUUUUAAAAAUGCUUUUAAAUAUCGCUAUGAAUUGGUGAUCAGUCUUUUCUGAAAUUUACAAAAUGCAGCAUGUCUUUAAUUGUACAGUUUUGACAAGACUAGGUAUAAAAAGAGCAUAUUUUAAAUGGAUUAUGGGGACAUAGUAAACACUCAGGAAAAGUUAAGUUUCACUUUUUUUGUUUGCACUGCAAUGUAUAAAAUAAUGAACAGCAUAAAACUUUCAAAUCCUUUUCUUAUUUGAAUGUAUCAUAUAUAUAAUUAGUCUGGAUGGAAUAUUGUUUUGGUCAGCAUAUGUCAGUAACUUAUUGCCUACUAAAGUUUAAAUCAUAUAAUCAGCUUCUGUAUAUAAACCUUCCUAAUAUCUUCAAUAGUAUCAGUGAUGGAAAAAAUCUGUCUUCUUUAGGAUAUUUGUUUGAGAGCAUGAAGUGUGGAAUGUAAAUGAUUGUGGACAUGAGACUGAUGUGCACAUGAGAAAUUAAAUUGUCUAGUCUUUUUUUAAUUAAACACAUAAACAGUUCCUUCUGAAAAAAAUUAUUGUAUAAUUACGCUUUUUGGUAUGAUUUGUGAUGUCAGAAGUUGGAUAAAAUAUAUGUUGCAAGAUUACAAAAUCUUGCUGGAUAAUUUAUACUGGAAUGUGAAUGGCAUUCAAUCUUCUUCUUUCUUUUCUUUUUUUUUCUGCCUCAUACAACUACCAGCUAAUCAACAUUAUUCAAAGCUGGUUCAAAUAAAAAUGACCUUUUAAAAACUGGAAA
This is a messenger RNA of Gopherus flavomarginatus (Mexican gopher tortoise), 4090 nucleotides long. It is a transcript of the gene USP33, whose product is annotated as ubiquitin specific peptidase 33. The transcript is spliced from 24 exons. Gene Ontology annotation, molecular function: cysteine-type deubiquitinase activity; zinc ion binding. The coding region runs from base 274 to 3000 and encodes 908 amino acids. Gene Ontology annotation, biological process: protein deubiquitination. Lineage: Eukaryota; Metazoa; Chordata; Testudines; Testudinidae. The record is from RefSeq and is a predicted model, not a curated record.